Eruca vesicaria subsp. sativa (arugula) is the source of this 243-nucleotide messenger RNA. The record is from the annotation of a GenBank genome assembly. NCBI's taxonomy places the organism in Eukaryota, Viridiplantae, Streptophyta, Magnoliopsida, Brassicales, Brassicaceae.
AUGCCUCACCGUCUUCCCCUUCCUCCUGAUGCCAUGGGGAAGAUCACUUACCUUGCUCCAGCUGGUAAAUAUUCUUUUAAGAGCUGGCAUGUACGUACACCUAAGCCAGCCGCAUCCAAACUUGCUGUGGAUACUCCUCUACUUAUGGGGCAGUAUUCCAACUCCGAUGAUGUCGUUUACAUUGGUUGUGGAGAAAGAGGAAAUAAAAUGGCUGAGGUGCUUAUGGACUUCUCACAAUUGUAA